Molecule: messenger RNA, 2936 nt
Organism: Asterias rubens (European starfish)
Lineage: Eukaryota; Metazoa; Echinodermata; Asteroidea; Forcipulatida; Asteriidae
Product: DNA ligase 1-like
Exons: 3
Coding region: 133-2253 (706 amino acids)
Source: RefSeq, a predicted model, not a curated record
GUUCUUUGAAAAUGAAAAUGUUGUCUAUAAAUGGCUGGAAAUCUUUAUCAUUGUGAUACAUAGUCACAGCGAAGAGAAAAUGUUUCCUGACAUGCACUUCUAACUGAGCACCCAGACAAUCAAUUGUGAAAUAUGGCAGCCAUACACUCCUACUCCAACCCUUCAAAGGGUACAACACGACGUACUGCUUCUUCACAUAUCCCUGUACCCGUGAGCAAAGUCAAGCAAGAACAGUUAAGACGGAAUCUUAGUGCCCCAGAGCCAUCCCGACUUCUUAUGAUGCGGAAUAGAUACCAAGAUCAGCUGCUUCGCGAAAAAGAGGCAAAAAUCACCAAAAUGUAUCAACAGAACCAGGAGAUAGCCCUAGAGCGGGUAAGCGGAUCGGGCAACAAGCGCGGUAUUGUCAGGGACUUCUUCAAGGAACGUCGGGAGAUAGAGCAGACAGACUCUGAUCACGCUUUGGACAGAACUCAACAUUUCCAACAGAAGAAGCGUCAGAGCAAAGGUGAACACACGUGGAGAGCAGAGGAAGAGAAAGAGAGACAGUUACAUGAGAUGAGACGAGCUAACAGUGAAAGACAGCUGUCUCAGAAGAAGAUGGAUGGGUAUAGUCGAUCCAAACCCCUUGCACCAAUCGGAAAGGGCCAAUCACAAAGCUUGAAAGACAUGCACAGGACAUCGAACCAAGAUGGGUUCUAUAAUAAUAAUGGCAUUUACAAUAAAGCAGAUUUCAGUCCUCAAGGACAUCAGCCCCAUCCUCCUGUUGGUGGACAAGCGUCAAACAAUCUGAAAGCAAAACCUCCAAAGGGCAACAAAAUUUCAAAGGCCAACGCGAAAAUAAAAUGGCAGGCCCCAUCUUCAUUCUCAGGUGAUGAAGAUGAGGAUGAAAUACCUAUCCCUGCUAAGAAAUCAUCACCCCUAAAGCAGAGGAAUAAAACCAGGCCUCAAGUCAAACCUGAAUGGGCACCUCCAGAAGAGGUUACAUACCCUGAUGGGGAAGGAGAUACAGCGCCCAACCCAACAAAUCAAAGAAAACAACCGGUUAAACCCAAACAGGCAAAACCCAAAGCCAAGCCUAAACCAGAGUGGAAGCCUCCAGUUUCCUACUCAUCAGAUGAUGAAAACGAACUAAAUCAGACUUCAAGCCCAAACUUUCCCCAAACUGCACAAAUCAAAAGAAAACCAAAUAAUCAACAAAAGAGACCCCAAAAGGCGACAGACUUUCAAAAAUGGCAACUCGAACAAGAUCUUGAGCGCGUCAACAGGUUAGAAAAAUACCAACAGGGUAUGGAGAGUCAGAGAGAACCUGAGGUGGACUAUCAAUAUGAAUCUGACAUGAAAGAACAAAAGUCCAGACAAAAACAACGUCAGAAGGAGCUUGACGACAUGGAAGAACAGAACAGAUACAUGAGAGAACUUGAGGAAAAAAUUUCCAAAAAGCAAAGUGAGCUAUCAAAAUAUGAUAAUAAAUCAGACAUUGAGAACUCCCCACGACGACAACCCAAGCUCAAAUCGAAGAAAAGCGAUAAACAACAUCUCCCAAGGCAUGACUCUUACUCACGGAACCAGUCAGAGUUUUCAGAUGGCAGCACACCUUAUGAUGACAUGAGCUCAGUAACGCCAAGUGAGCCUGUCAUUACGAAACCAGUUAAGGUAAAACCAAAGGAAAAGCCUAAACCAAAACGAAGAAAGCCAGAGCCACAACCAGUUCCCACGCCUGAGUAUAAUGACGAGCCGACAACUAAGCGUUCAGGAGUUGAUUUCUAUUUAGAAGUGGCUGAAACGUCAGAAGAUGCCAGGGCAGACUUGAAUCUCCGAGAAUGUCCUAUUUGCGGGAGAAACUUCAACGCAGACAGACUUGCCAAACAUGCCAAGGUUUGCAAAAAGACCGCUACGAAGAAACCUAGGAAGGUUUUUGAUACAAGAAAGCAUCGAGCUGAAGGAACAGAUCUUGAUAAUUAUCAACCUUCAGAAAAGGAAAGAAACUACAAACCGAAGAAGAAGAGCAACUGGAGGGAGUCACAUAAUCAGCUAGUCCAGGCAGUACAAGACGCUCGUAAAGUACAGAACCACCUUGCCAAAGGGGGUGAUCUCCGCGAUCUCCCGCCCCCUCGCGCAGCUGUGAACUCCGAUUAUACGCAGUGCCCUCAUUGUCAGCGAAGGUUUGAUCCAACCGUGGCUGAGCGUCAUAUUCCUAAGUGUAAAGAAACCAAACAUCGACCUGCACCAUUGAAAAAGGCCGGCAGGAGAUGAGAUUGUGGAAUAAUCUCUCCUGAAUCCCAUUUAUUCUGCCAAAGAGGUCAGUAAUUUGUUAAAAAAUGGUGGGUUUGUGAUUUGCCUGUUGGGUUUGUCCCUUAUUUAAAUGAACCAAAAAUAUUUGAUGUUAAGUUAUUGCAUGCCUGCUAGUUGAAACCAAAUUUCUAUGUUUAUAGAAAUGUGGACAAUUUACAGUGCUACAUGUAGGUCUAUCUAUUUAUUAAAUUUGUCUGGCUAGAAAUAGCAGUGUAGAAGGAAAACAAUGCCAGAAGAUACACGCAUAGAACGCAUAGAAAUAAGGCCUUUAUAGAGAGCUAUUGACAUAAGGUGUUUUUUAAAAGCACACUGAGAGACUAUUAUUACAAUUAUUAAAUGCAUGCAUGCAUAAUCAAAAGCGUUUUCUUGUAUACACCUUCUUGCAUGGCUCUUAUCCAGUGACUGUUUCUUUUCUAUUCACGUUCAUAGUGACCAAAAUUGAUGUCAGUGCGUCAGUAGUUCCUGAAAGAAUUAUUACUCAGUGCCAUGUACAAGUACAUGAUUGAUUGUAUGACUUGCCGCUAAAAAACUAACCUGCAAAAAUAAUAAAUUGUUAUUCCUAUGUUACAAGUAAAAGAAAUGAAAACCACAUUGAAACAAACUGCAGAGUGUAAAACAAUUUUAUUUGAAGCACUAAGUAAGAA